Molecule: messenger RNA, 1365 nt
Organism: Neoarthrinium moseri
Lineage: Eukaryota; Fungi; Ascomycota; Sordariomycetes; Amphisphaeriales; Apiosporaceae
Exons: 2
Coding region: 1-1365 (454 amino acids)
Biological process (GO): ubiquinone biosynthetic process; isoprenoid biosynthetic process
Cellular component (GO): transferase complex
Molecular function (GO): prenyltransferase activity
Source: RefSeq, a predicted model, not a curated record
AUGCACCUGCGCCCGGGGGCUUCGCUGCUCGCGGAGAGCCGAGCUGCCGCCGUCCGUCGGCCCUCGAUACUCUCGCCCCCGUCAGACUGCCGCAGAGCCGCCUCGCUGCACCUCAGGAUACGCCACCAGAGAGCCGCCUACCACAACUCGCCGAGACGCUCCUCGGCAUGGGGCGCCGCCGUCCAGGUCGCCGGCAACAUCGUGUCCAAUGCCGUCUCGAGAGCCACCUCCAAGGCCGACAGCAUGCAGAUCGACCCGCUGCGCAUCGUCGCCAAGGAGAUGAAGUUCUUGACGGGGAACAUCCGCCAGCUGCUGGGAUCCGGCCACCCCUCGUUGGACAAGGUGGCCAAAUACUACACCCAGGCCGAGGGAAAACACGUCCGGCCCAUGAUCGUGCUGCUCAUGUCCAGGGCCACGGCCCUGUGCCCCAAGGCGCCCCAGCUCCCACCUGCCGACACCACUGAGAGGAUCAACACGUCCAUAUCGCCAUUGGACAUCCUGAGUGAUGCCAACCCCUCGACGCCCCUGACCGAUUUCUCUUCCGACCCGCAGUCGACUGAGAGCGAUAUUCUUCCUUCCCAACGGCGGCUUGCUGAGAUCACCGAACUGAUCCACACGGCCUCGUUACUCCACGACGACGUUAUAGAUCAUUCUGUCGCAAGGCGCGGCUCGCCGUCUGCGAACCUGGAGUUCGGAAACAAGAUGGCCGUUUUGGCCGGGGACUUCCUGCUCGGGCGUGCCUCGGUAGCCCUGGCAAGACUGCGAAACGCCGAGGUCGUGGAGCUUCUGGCCACCGUAAUCGCUAACCUGGUCGAGGGCGAGUUCAUGCAGCUGAAGAAUACGGCGCGCGAUGAGCGCAACCCCAAGUGGUCCGAGGAGACCAUGACGUACUAUCUCCAAAAGACGUACCUGAAGACGGCCAGUCUGAUCUCCAAGUCGUGUAGGGCAUCUGCCCUGCUAGGCCGCGCCGACGCCACAACGGUAGAGGCAGCCUACGCCUAUGGCAAGAAUCUCGGUCUGGCUUUCCAGCUGGUGGACGACAUGCUGGACUACACUAGGAAUGAGAAGGAUCUAGGAAAGCCGGCUGGCGCGGACUUGGAGCUGGGUCUCGCAACCGCCCCAUUGCUCUUCGCUUGGAAGACGAACCCGGAGCUGGGCUCCUUGGUGGGUCGAAAAUUCGAAAGAGAAGGCGACGCUGAGAGGGCCCGAGAGUUGGUGCUUCAAAGCGACGGCAUAGAACAGACCCGCGCCCUGGCCGAGGAUUACUCGCAGCAAGCCAUUGCUGCGCUCAACACCUUUCCUGACAGCGACGCCAAGGAUGGCCUCAUCGAGAUGGCCAUGAAGACGUUGAAGCGGCAAAAGUAG